This is a messenger RNA of Desarmillaria tabescens, 1550 nucleotides long. Its product is annotated as eukaryotic translation initiation factor 2 subunit alpha. Gene Ontology annotation, cellular component: eukaryotic translation initiation factor 2 complex; eukaryotic 48S preinitiation complex. Gene Ontology annotation, biological process: translational initiation. NCBI's taxonomy places the organism in Eukaryota, Fungi, Basidiomycota, Agaricomycetes, Agaricales, Physalacriaceae. Gene Ontology annotation, molecular function: translation initiation factor activity; RNA binding; ribosome binding. The record is from RefSeq and is a predicted model, not a curated record. Bases 170 to 1237 code for a protein of 355 amino acids. The transcript has 6 exons.
CGCGAGUCACAUCUUCCGACAUCCACCUCCCUCGCCGUUGCAAAGCAUCACAACUUUGCUGCUUCUUUCUAGCUUUUGACUUUAUACUUUAGGGGCGAAACUUGAGCGCGAUAUCUUCUUCUGUCGAAGGUUAUUCACUCACUGACGGCAUUGAAUCUUGGACGACACUAUGCGGUACUAUGAACAAAAAUAUCCGGAGGUGGACGAGUUGGUGAUGGUGCAAGUGAGGCAGAUCGCAGAGAUGGGUGCCUAUGUCAAGCUGUUGGAGUAUGAUAACACGGAAGGCAUGAUCCUCCUCUCAGAAUUGUCGCGGAGACGUAUCCGUUCCGUUCAAAAGCUCAUUCGUGUGGGAAGGAAUGAAGUUGUCGUCGUCCUGAGGGUCGAUAAGGAAAAAGGCUCGUUACUUCCUGGAUUUGUAUUUUGCUCCUGUCUUAUCCUUUCUAUAGGUUACAUUGACUUGUCAAAACGUCGUGUAUCCUCAGAAGACAUCAUAAAGUGCGAAGAGAGGUAUAUGAAAUCAAAAACUGUCGCCUCGAUCCUGAGGCAUGUGGCGUCAAAAAUUUCAAGCGUUGACGGCGACGUGGAUGCUGAAGCUGUUGUGGACAAGGCUCCUGAGGAUGAGCCAAAGGUCAGUAAGCGAGGCAAAAGGGAGGGUGGCGUAGGGAUCGGUGGACCAGGAGAGGAAGAACGGCUGGAAAAGUUAUACGAGACUAUUGCUUGGCCCUUGGGGAAAGUAUUUGGCCAUCCCUACGAUGCAUUCAAGCUCGCUUUGACUGAGCCUGCAACACUUUCCAACGCGCUACCCAAACCGGUAUCGCAAAACACAUUGUCUGUUCUCAUGUCGACGAUUGCGCGACGACUAACGCCGCAACCGAUCAAAUUGCGAGCCGACAUUGAAUUGACGUGUUAUACCCCGCAGGGAAUCGAUGCUAUCAAGAAGGCGCUCAGGAUGGGUGAAAAAGAGAGUACAGAACAAGUGCCCAUCAAAGCCAAAUUGGUCGCGCCUCCCUUGUAUGUGCUGAGUACAAGUGCGGGCGACAAGUAUGCUGCUGUGGACAGGCUUGAGCGAGCAAUCGAUAGUAUUCAACACACCAUUGAGGAGCAAGGAGGCACUUUGGUCGUCAAAAUGAGGCCGAAAGCUGUCUCGGAGACUGAUGAGCAAGACUUGGCGCAACUCAUGGCCAAGGCUGGACAAGAGAAUGCAGAGGUCUCUGGUGAUGAAGAUGAAGAAGAAUGAAGAAAUGUAUACUGUGUUGCUACUGCUAUCAUUGCGAUCCAUUCUUACUGCGUGUAUCACCGGCCAGCCUGUGCCUGUGCUAAUCGCUCAUCCCACCACCUACUAUCAGUUUCCGUCCGAGUUUUCACUUUAGCGGUGCCAUCUCCCCUGUUCAGCCAUAUCCAUCUUCAGUGAUACAUAAGUCAGCAGGACUGAAAUGAAAUCUGAUUACACUUACUUGUAUCGUAAUGCAGUAGUGACCAUAGGACCAAACCUGGCACUAGGGUUAUGAUUCUCCUCGAACAACCAAAUGUCGUCCUUGUCUUGGCAGUUA